AUGGAUCUUCUCGAUGGUAGACCUGCCUGUGGCUAUGUACUGGCCAUUAAAAAACGACUGCACUCGCUGGUGUGGCAUGAUCCGUUUUUUGGGGGUCCCAACAACCAACCAGCCCCGGACGCGAAUACCAGUGUCCAUGGUGCGCCAACGACGCCGUCCGCCUGGGCAUCUUACAAAGCUGUGAGCCGUGGUGCGCAUACACAGAGCAAGGAGGCGAUUGUUCCCUUUGGCAUUGCUGGCGGACCUGGCGACGGCGUGGUGAAUAGAUCUCGAGCAGCCCCAAACAUACAACAUAGCACGUUUUCGCAGCCAGUUUUCUGUAGUUCGCUGGAUGAGGCGGCCUGUUUGCCCAUCACCCGGUACGUAGCUUCUGCACCACGCUGUGCUCAUCAACUGGGCACCCAAGUCCCAACAUGGAGCGCAAAUGCCUCAUCCGCCAUGCUCAUAACCAGCCUUCGCAUCGCUCUGACCAUCCCACCCAUCCACAGCGGCCCUUCUUCUUUCCGGAAAUCUUCUUUCCGUACCGGUUACUUAUUCGUGCAAUCAUCGUUGGAUUGUUUUAUUAUUAUUAAGAACUUAAACUGUGUUCAAGUCGGAAAGAUGGCCAUCAAGAUUAGCAUGGUACUCUUCCUAUGGUUUAUAACUUCCCGGACAGGCUCGGCUGUGCCGAUCCCAGACCGGUUGAGUCUCCCAAACAUCCGUCGCGAGAUCCCCAUUUCCCCCCAUCUUUUUCCCCGUUUGGCGGUCUUAGUCGUCCUGAUGCUGACGAAACCAUGUCGUACAUUUUGCGUUGAUUGUCCAGAUGCCACAAACAUGAUCAUUAAUUGA
Molecule: messenger RNA, 828 nt
Organism: Puccinia triticina
Lineage: Eukaryota; Fungi; Basidiomycota; Pucciniomycetes; Pucciniales; Pucciniaceae
Exons: 5
Coding region: 1-828 (275 amino acids)
Source: RefSeq, a predicted model, not a curated record